Messenger RNA from Condylostylus longicornis, 2657 nucleotides. Its product is annotated as basic-leucine zipper transcription factor A-like. The transcript has 6 exons. Gene Ontology annotation, cellular component: nucleus. Gene Ontology annotation, molecular function: RNA polymerase II cis-regulatory region sequence-specific DNA binding; DNA-binding transcription factor activity. Gene Ontology annotation, biological process: regulation of transcription by RNA polymerase II. Lineage: Eukaryota; Metazoa; Arthropoda; Insecta; Diptera; Dolichopodidae. Bases 215 to 2425 code for a protein of 736 amino acids. The record is from RefSeq and is a predicted model, not a curated record.
GUUUUCUUGUUUUUUCUUUUUUUUUUUUUGUGAUUUCAAAAAUAUUGUGCAUCGUUAAAAUCAUAUGAAUGUGGAAGAAAAACAAAAAAACAAAGCAUUUAAAUAAAAAUGCAAUUCGUAUAAAAUGAUCACAGUUUGAAUAAGAAAUUUUUUUUGAAUGGGAUUUUGAAAUUCCUCUACAAUUUAAAAAAUUACAUAAAAUUGGUUCCAAAAAAUGAAUUUUUCUCCUUUUGCUGCAACACAAUUUGCUGGUUUAACAGCAAAUGCUGUUAAUCAAUUUGCUACAUCAAAGUUUGCUCAUAAUUUAACAGGUGCAAAUGGACAAAUUGUUGGUGUUGUUUCUGGUGGUGAUGGUGGUGUUAGUUAUUUAAGACCAAUUGAUACUAAUAAUAGUAGUCCAUUUUCACCAUCAUCAAAUCAUCAUUUAUCACCACACCAAAAUCAUCAAACACACCAACAACAACAGCAACAGUCAAUGAAUGAAUCUCCAUUACAUCAACAGCAGCAUCAUCAACAGCAAUCAGAAUCGCAAUCUCAAGUACAACAGCAAGCUUUAAUAACAUUACCAAUAACAAUGCCAGGUGCAAAACCUGGUGAUGCAGCACAAACUGUUCAUAUACAAGUAAUUAAUCCAAAUCCAAUACCACAACCGGCACCAACAACAAAAAUACAUAUGGGACAAAUGCAAAUACCAAUACAAAGUUUUCAACCUGGUGGUACAACUGUUUUAACAGUUGCAUAUAGUCCACAAGAUGGUAAAUUUUUGCCAAAUCAUGGUUUUCCAGAAGGUAUGACGGUUGUUGCGGCACUUCAGCCACAAGAUUUACAAAUCUUAGCACAAGCACAAGCUCAAGCAAAUGCUCAAUUAUUAAAUAAUCAACAACAUCAAUUAACAAAUGGUAAUCAACAAAAUUCAAAUCAACAACAACAAAAUCAAGAGACUGCUAUUAAUUUAAAUGGUGAUUUAGGUAGAGAUUUAAAUGACGAUGAAAUAAUUGUUAAACAAGAACCAACAGAUUGGGAUAAUACAACUGUAGCUUUAACAAAUACAACACAACCAGAUCUUUCCGAAUUUAUUACAACACAUUCCCAAGCGCCUAGUUUACCAAUGACAUUAACUCCAUUUCUUAAAUUUAAUCCAAAUUCAAUUAAGUAUGAAACACCUGAUUUUACAAUAGAAAAAUUUGAUACAGAGCAGCUUUUAAAUUCAGGUUUAGAACCACCAUCACCAAUACAAAAUGUUUCAUCACUUUUAUCACCAACUGAACAAAAUAAUAGUUCAAUUGAUGAGGGUAGCGGUAGUGGUAAUGUAACAACAACAAAUGGUACACCAAUUAAACAAAAACGAAAAAGACGUGUUAAAAAACCAAAAGUUGUUAAACCAAAACCACCAAAACCUGGACAAGUUUUAAUAGCAACAACAACCGAUGGUACAGUUUUAUUUUGUUGUCCAGAAUGUCAAAUGGCAUAUCCGGAAAAAGAAAAUUUAGAACAACAUUUAACUGAACAUAAAAUUGAGAGGCGAUAUAUUUGCGAUAUAUGUGGUGCUGGUCUUAAACGUAAAGAACAUUUAGAGAGGCAUAAAUCUGGUCAUAAUCCGGAACGACCUUAUAUAUGUAGUGUUUGUAUGAAAGGUUUUAAACGAAAAGAACAUUUAAAUUUACAUUUUGUGAUUCAUAGUGGUGAAAAAAAUGAGAUUUGUGGUGAAUGUGGAAAAGGUUUUUAUCGAAAGGAUCAUUUACGUAAACACACAAAUUCUCAUAUAGCAAAACGAUUAAAAGAAGAAAUGAAUGCUAGAGAGGGUAUUACACCGACUACACCAAAAAAUAAAAAAAAUAAAAAUAAUAUUAACAAUAAUGUAAAUCUAUUAGACGGAUCAUCAUCGAUUGGAUGUGCAAAUAACAAUAAUAAUAAUAACAAUAAUAGUAUUAACAAUAAUAAUAUUAAUAGUAAUAAUAAUAACAUUAAUAAUAAUAAUAAUGAAAUUCAUUCACCUUUAGCUGGAAAUGACAAUAAUAAUAUUUUAAUGCAAACAUCAAUACAAAUUGGUGAUUCAAUAAAUCCUCAACAAAUGCAAUUAGAUCCAAUACAAAUUACAUCAAAUAUAAAUAAUUUAAAUAAUAAUAAUAAAAGUAGUAAUAAUAAUAAUAAUAAUAGUGAUAAUAAUAAUUUAAAUACAGAUAAUAAUAAUGCAAUUAAUAUUAGUAUAAAUCAAAAUUGUGGAAAUACUCAAACAACCCAACCGGCUAUAGCAUUAUCAACAGUAUACGUUCCAACAAGUAAUAAUACAACAUUGCCUGUACAAAUACAAAUUCCUCAAAUAAUAACAACUAGUAAACCGGAUGGUACUACAGAAAGUACUAUUGUUAUGCCCACAACAACAACAGAAUCUCAAAAUUCAACGACAAUAAUGUCAACAUCAUAAGAACAAUAAAAGAAAAUUCUUUUAGUUAAUAUCAAAUAAAUGAAUUUUGAAGAUUGGAAGAGAAAGUAAAAAAAAAAUGUAUUUUUAUUAGCAUUUUAGAGAAAAAUCUUUCUUAUGAAGACCAAAUAAAAGAAAAAAUUAAAAAUAAGAAAUUUAUGUAUGUACAUUGUAAAAAAUUAUUUAAUUUUAAAUUUUGAUCCAAACACAAUAUGUAAUUACGAAAAUCUACCUG